AUGUCACCAAUUUGGUAUAUUUUAAAUAUUUAUUUUUUGCAAAAAUUUCCAUUUCUAACUUGUCACCCAAAAACUUUCAAUCUCUCCACAUUGAAACAUUUAAUGAUUACAGGUGAAGAAGAAUCUUUGAUGCAAAUAAACAAGGAUUAUUUUCAAAUGAAAUCUUCUUCAAGAAAUUUUGAUAUCAAAACUUAUGAAUUAAAACCAAAUGAAGAAAUACUAUAUGCUAAUAUACCACAAUAUAUUAUCCAACCACCAUCUAUAUUGUAUACAUCAAAAUGGCAACCGGCCAUUGUUCAAUGUGUUGCAGAACCAGUUAUCCUGUUGUAUAUAGUUUGUGUUACUAAUCCAAACAAUCCAACUAGACGAUAUGAUGAUCAAGAUUAUGUAGAAUUAUCAGCAGCAUCAGCAUCAUCGUCCCUUGAUCAAAUCAAUCAAAAUGUUAACAAUCAUGACAAUGCGUUAUAUUUGAAAUUAUCACAAAAUUAUACAAAUAAACAAAAUCGUAAAACAACAAUUCGUUUAAUUGAUGAGAAUACAGUCGAGGAAUGGUUUGGUGAUUAUUGGUGUCAGUGCGAGGCAUGGAAUAAUAUUUUGGAAUUAGGUGAACCACGUGUACGUAUUAGUAAUCAAACACAUGUACGUAUUGCAUAUUUAAAUAAACGAUUCAUAAAACAUCCCGAGUCAACAAGAAUACCACUUGGUUGGACGGUAGAAUUCACAUGUGAACCACCAGAUGGGAGACCAAUACCAAAGGUCUAUUGGAUGAAGAAUGGACGUAAACUUGAAUUUAAUCAUUCACAAGAUUCAAUGUCGAAAUCUUUGAAACAAACAAAUCAUGAUGUGCCUAAUUAUCAAAUUAUUAAUCAUGAUUUAAAUAUUAACUAUUCUGGAUUGAUUAGUCGUUUAAUUAUACAUCAUACACAUUUGAAUGAUGAAGGCAUUUACACGUGUGUAGUUGAAAAUCAAGCUGGACGACGUAUUUCAUCGAAUGCUCAACUUACAAUACACACUGAUGGUCACUGGUCAUCUUGGUCUUCAUGGUCAAAUUGUCCAAAUGAUUGUGUAAUACAUCAGUCUAACACUUCCCUAUCACAAUUAUCAAAUCACAGUAAAAUUUCCAAAUACACUGAUAAAUUAAUAUGUUCCAUGCAAUGUCGUCAAUUAUUUGGUCAACGUACAAGAUGGUGUAAUGCUCCGGAACCACAUGGAGGUGGAAGGAAAUGUUACGGUGAAAAUAUUGAACAUUUAUCUUGUUAUGAUAUUUGUCUAGAUAAUUUAACAACAAAUUCACAACAAAUCAAUCAUCAUGAUGAUUAUUUACACAAUGAAACCAAACAAAUCACUGCAAUAGAAUUUGGUUUAUUAUUUGGUUUAGGAUUAGCUAUUGUAUGCUUUUUAAUAGCAGCUACAAGUGUCUUGUAUAUAUUUGCUAAUAAAUGGUGUCCAUUUAUAUUGAAAUUUCUGCCUAAUCAAACAUUAUUAUCAAUGAUGAGAUUAUUUCAUACUACAUCAAUAAUACAUUGGUUAAAAUGUAAACAAACGCCGAAUCCAUGUCAUAAUACCAUAAUAACAACUGGCAAUUCUUCUUUACAUGAUUUCAAUUCACUGCAACAAUUUAUGGAAUAUAAAAGUGAAACGGCGGUUUAUUCAUUAAAACAAAAUCAGUUCAAUGUACAAUUGAAUGGUGAACAAUCGUUACAUUAUGAUUGUGUUAGUUUAAUGCCAUUGAAUAGAAAUAACAGUAAUAAUGAGAAGAGUAUCACAUCAAUAAAUCAAAUCUAUACAGAUUAUACCAAUCAUUCACAUGUUAAACCUUCUUCUUAUAUAACAAAUUAUAAUCUUGACAGAACAACAUAUCAAUCCAAUGAUAAUAAAUAUUAUCAUAAUUCAUUAAAUUAUUUUCAUUCAAACUUACCAAUUCAAUUAAAUUCUCAACAAAAAUUAUCCACAUAUAUAAUGACUACAGAUAAUAAUACAUUUCAUCUACCAUCCUAUUUAACGAAUAGUCAUAGUACACAAUUUAUUCAGAAUUUACAAUUACUAAAAGAAUUCAAUCAUCAAACAACUAAUAAUUCACCUCAUUUAAAUCAUUCAUUUAAUCAGUUAAAUAUGUUUAUCCACUCUAAAGAUACAUUUCCUUAUCCAGCGGUUAGUCAAGGUUACUUUUUUACUCCGACAACCACGACAUCAACAACAGUUUUAAAUACAAAAUUAACUACUAUGGAAGAUUAUAUUAGUCCUUAUUUUUCUGUAGAUAUAUCAUCUAAUGUGACGAAUAAUAAUUCCAGUUUAAAUUCAUUGGAUAGUCGUAAAAGAACUAACUUGAUUCAAUCUAUUGUACCGAUAUCAUCGUAGGAAAA
This is a messenger RNA of Schistosoma turkestanicum, 2363 nucleotides long. NCBI's taxonomy places the organism in Eukaryota, Metazoa, Platyhelminthes, Trematoda, Strigeidida, Schistosomatidae. The record is from the annotation of a GenBank genome assembly.